Molecule: messenger RNA, 1305 nt
Organism: Aspergillus versicolor CBS 583.65
Lineage: Eukaryota; Fungi; Ascomycota; Eurotiomycetes; Eurotiales; Aspergillaceae
Exons: 2
Coding region: 1-1305 (434 amino acids)
Source: RefSeq, a predicted model, not a curated record
AUGACUUCUUCAGUUCCUGUUGACACGCCCGAGUUGAACUACUUCCCAAAUCGAUCUCAGCUCGCUCUCUACAACGAGCAUCUCAGGAUGGAGAAGCUCAACGCCAAACGACGGGUCCAGAUGCCCAAGGAUAGAAGCAAUGCUUCGCCGUUACUCAGGCCUAAACGACCCAUGUUACACGACACCAGCACCUCGCAGGCCCGUCCAGAAAAACAGGUUCGGAUUACAAUCGACGACGACGAAAGCAAUGACGAUGAUGGAGAUAUCCAGGGAGAUGGCGAGACAACUAAACUGCAGUCCUACUUCCAUCGCCGACAGGAGCAGUCAGACUCUCCACGGAAACCAUCCUUGGGGCCAUCGGGACGGGUUCAUUCAGGACCGGGCUCCCCGGCACGACAGAAGUAUUCACCACCUAGUCGACCUGCAACAAAGCCAUCUGAAAGCCCGACUAAAAAGUCUGCGGGUUCCCUGCCUCCUCCUUCAAAGCCCCAGCCAACGAAAGCGCCAUCCCCAACUACAAGUUCGGCUACCGUGUCCCCUAUCAUUCCAAUCCAGCCCCAGAACAUGGGAAUUACAGCUGCCAAUCAUCCGCCUGGCCCAUCUGCUGUACCACCAAUACCAGCCCGCCGCGAGGGUUCUGGCACACCAGGCUCUGAAGCCUCAAAUCCUACCAACUUGUCAUUGCCCCCUCGACCGCCUACACAAAGUGGAACAACGGAAUCCGCAGCAAUAGCAUCUCCAGAAGUGACUACACCUACAAUAAAUGCCAACGCUGAUAAUACGUCUCCUGCCACACAGCAGAAUAAGCUCCCACCUGCAGCCCAAGGCAACAAACCAAUACCCGCCCCAGAAACACAACUCAACAGUACGCCAUACCAAGCAUCAACCACAUCCCAGUGCAUUAUGGGCCAGGCACAGUGGUUAAUUCGAGUCGCGCAGUUUAAUGAACAAGAGAAUAAAGCACGAGCAGAAACAGAACGCCGCCUGGAAUUCCAGAUAGCUGCGGCUACACAAGGAGCUGAGACCAAGCUAGAUGAACUGCGGGAAAAGAUUGAAGCUCAGGGAAAGGUUCUGGAUUCACAAGCCAGGGUUAUUGAUUCCCAGCAGAAAGAAAUACAGUUAUUAAAAGCUGAAAGAGAGGACGCCGCUUCGAGGAAAGAAAUCGACGAGCUAAAGAACUCUGCAAGUCAGCAGCUUGCUGCCUUUGCUAAACAGAUUGAGGGUCUGAAAGAGGAUACCAAGGAGGUUAUCAAGUUUCAAGGAAACCUCCAUAGAUUUUUCAAUGACAACACAGUGGCGACAUGA